ACAUAUCAUCGCGCUGAAGCCCCUCCUCCACCGAGGUUCCUCCGCCGGCUAUCCUUGAGCUCGGCUACGAAAAGCAUGCUCGUUGGUUCCGUCGCCUAGGCUGCUUCACAAGCAAUCUCCUGUCGCUCCGGCAGCCUCCCGGCGCGAUGGCCUCCAACCCCAACGGGCUCAGGCAGCCGUCCAUCGGCGCCUCCGUUCCCCCGUCGCCAGCAACCUCCCGAUCGCGCCGCGACUCCACCACGUCGCUUGCCGGGUCCUCCCACGUCGACCGAGAACAGCUCGCUCUCGCGCUCGACAAGAUUCACACAUCGGCCAGCCAGUCGGAUGCCCUUACCACCUUCAACGACUUUGCUCCUCCGCCGGCUUCGUUGCCCAGCUCCGAGACCAAGGCAACGGCGGGCGAUCUUGUGCAGCAGGGCCUGAGUGGCCUAUAUACCCGGUUCAAGGAGGUCGUCGGUGCCGUGGGUAAGGGCUCUGCUCAGGAGGUGGAUGAUGGCAACAACAGCCAGGAUGGGGCCUCCAAGAAGAGCGUUACCACGGGGGCAUCCUCAGUGACGUCGCCUCUUCUGAGGGGAGAAAGCGUUGGGAAAAGCUCGACGCUCGAGUCCGCCACGUCCUCGGACAUUCCACCACCCAGCUGGCCGUCCGCUGUGGGUGCCGUGGCUUCCGAGUUGCCAUCACCUGCCCCGCAGGCUUCGAAAGCCUCUUCGAGCACCACCGCCUCCGCCACGAAGACUCCCGCGCCGAGCGUCCAGAGUCUACCCAAAAUCGCAAAGACUGCAGCGGCGACCACGUCCAACGCUGCUUUAACGCCCGUCACGGUUCAGGGUCUGAUGGAUAUGGAUGCCGCCCGGGCUGGGGCAACACGGGUGGAAGACCUGCCCGGUCGAAAGGCGGGUCGUAGAAGUAUAAGCAAACCAACGGACUCAGCGACAAACAUCAUCCCCUCCGGGAAUGCAAGCUCAGACAGUGUGACCACCGGUGACGGGAUCGUCCUGACAAAUCGGACAAGAAGGGAUGAUGCGCUCAGCGUUGAUGGGAGUAUCGAUGCCCCGCGAAGUCCGGUUCAGCCCUCGGCCGAGGCGCAUGCUUCCGCUUCCUCAUCCCAACUUCCCUCGGCGGAUGUCGUGCGGAAGCCAGCGGUGAUCGACCGCAUCGCGUCCUCGAGAGGCCGCAGCCACUCGAGAUCCUCGUCGACGGAGCCUGGUGCUGCCGAAGCGAGCCCCAUCAUUACCUCUGCCCAUAGUUCAGUGUAUCAUGUCUCUUUCGCCCACAACGAACGCCCGCAGAUGCUGCGGUCUGGCUUCAUGAAGAUCCCGGGGACGACCGCCAACGAAGGUGCGCCAGAAAAAGUCAAUGCCAGGCUGGAACAAAUGCGAAAGCAGGUUCUCAGCAAGGAGUUCUGGAUGGCCGACGAGACCUGCAAGGAGUGCUUCCUAUGCGGCACGCCCUUUACUGCCUUCCGGCGCAAACACCACUGCCGCAUAUGCGGUUGCAUCUUUGACUCCAAAUGCACGUCCAACAUCUCGGGCCAAAAGAUCGGCGUCCCCGGAACUCUGCGAGUCUGCAAGACCUGCCUCGACGUCAUCAAUCGCCGAUAUGACAGUGGCUCGGACGAUUCGGCCGACGAGUCCUACCUUCCAGCGAUCUUCCGUGCCAGCCAGCCCAAAGCCUCUCCGGUGACCGCGAAGCCGCGGACUGACGACGAGACGAGCAUAUCGGAGCGGACUGAGCAGGCAGACGACACCCGGACCGCCGUCACGCCGAUGAUGGCCAUCCCUGCGACGAGGCGUGUUGGAGACAACAACCGCCACUCGGCAAUUCUGGAGAUCGACAUGCCCCAGCUCAGCAGGCCUAGCUCGUCACGGUCGCUGAAAUCCCUCUCAACCGGCCGGCCGCAGUCUUCAGGCCAUCGCCGACACCAUUCCAAGCACAAUCUCCUGACGCGAUUCAAAACGCCGGCAGACGACAGGGCCCCGUUUCGCAUGCCUGCCGGCGAGGAGCUGGGGAAAAAGUCCAAUGUCAACGCCUUCCACGCCGACAAUAUCAUCGACCCCGAGCUAGCGGACUACAUGUCUGAUGAGUCGAGCGAGGAUGAACAGAUGAGCAGCAUUUUUGCCACAAUGGACGGCGGCGAUGUCCAGCCCGCCAGCCUUGAUCCCGGCCGGUCGAGUUUCGGCACCUACUUGAGCGCAGGAAGGAAGCAUCGGUUUCGCCCUGGCGAGAAGAGCGUGAGCGGGUUCAGUCAUGUGAGCCGCGGCCAUGAGGAGGGCGGCGGCCUCCAGAAUCUGCCGGUCCACGCCCGGCCGCCCCGAAGGAGAAACCUCAGCAUCGCGAGCGCCAGUGUCCAUCAUUUGCGCUCUCCAAGGCCAAAGUCAAUCGUCGUCAAAGGGGCCUCGGCCUCGGCUGACACACUGUCCAUUUUCGAAGGUGGCAUCGAAGCUCCAGGGCUCAAACGAAGCGACUCCAUACCUGACGGGAAAGCUAGCGAGCAAGGUCUGAAUCCCGCCAGCCUACAGCACGUGAAGAAACUCUUCCGACAGCUCCUACAAGACGCCAAUAUUCCCAAUUCGGCGGGUUGGGAACGGUCGCUCAUCCCCAUUCUCGAUAGAUGCGCGGACGACAUCGACCCGGACGUCCGGAACGGGGACGACAUGGACAUUCGGCACUGGGUGAAGUUGAAGAAAAUACCAGGAGGCAAGCCCGGUGACACUGCCUACAUUCACGGAGUCGUCUUUACCAAGAACCUGGCCCUGAAGAGCAUGCCGCGCAAAAUCCGAAACCCGCGAAUAGUCAUCAUCACCUUUCCGCUCGAGUAUCAGCGCCACCCGGAGCAGCAUUUUAUGAGCUUGCAGCCGGUCAUCGAGCAGGAAAAGGAGUACCUGAGGAUGGUUGUCAACCGAAUCCUCAACCUGGAACCCCAUGUCUUGCUGGUCCAGAAAAGCGUGGCAGGGCUGGCUCUGCAGUAUCUCUCCGAGGCGAACGUCGCCGUUGCGUACAACGUGAAGCCGUCCGUCAUCGAAGCCGUGGCCCGCAUUGUAGACAUGCCCGUCAUUUCUUCCAUGGACAUGCUCAGCCUUGGGGCUCGGGUGGGCAUGUGCGAGAGCUUCGAGGUCAAAACCUUUGUGAACAGCGAAAUCAGGGGCAAGAAGAAGACCUACGUCUUCAUAUCCGGCUGCCCGAAAGACCGAGGCUGUACCAUUGCGCUCCGCGGCGGCUCCACCGAGAUACUCUCCCGCAUGAAGCGCAUCACCGAGUUCAUGCUCUAUGUCGUCUACAAUCUGAAGCUCGAGUCCUGCCUCAUGCGCGACGAAUUCGUCCAGAUCCCCUCCGAGACAGACUCGGCUGCACUGUCGACCUCGACCUCCUUCCAGCGAACCGAUGAGAGCCCCGGACAAUGGGCGAACGGUGCCCCCGUUCACCCUCUCGGCCGUCCAUCCAUCCUUCCUACGCGGCAGGGCACGGAGAGCGAGGACCCCAUGCGACCCAACGACAGCGCGAAUGCCACUGCUGAUUCCGAACCGUCCUCCGUAGACCCUGGUGUUCAAUCCUCUCCGGAGCCGGCCCGCACGUCGAUAUCGAUGCACGAAUUGCACUCGCAUGUCCAGGUUCCCGACGACACGCCCGCGGCAGUCUUUCACAGCGACAUGGUGGAAAAGUACAAGACGCGAGUCUUAUCCGCGUCACCGUUCGUCAGAUUCAGGCAACCCUAUCUGCUGGUCAAAGCACGGGAGCAGGAGCGGCGCGCAGCAUAUUUGAAACGCCUUCUCGAGCAAGAACAAGUGGACGAGCCUGACGAGGCAGAGAAGCCGAGGCAGGAAACUUUUCAGCUGGUCAAGCCGGAGAUGGUGCACGGGGUUGAGCAGAAGGCUUCCCGGAAGGUCAUGGAGGUUCUCCAUGCCGUCCAUGAGGCCGAGUAUGACCGGGCUUUGCACAGUUACCGAACGCAGGCGAAGCAGUGGGAUGCGUAUACCCACGGAAGCCUUGAUCUCUUCGAUCCCUACUCCCACCAGAAUAUUGUGGUCCUGUACUCAGUCACUUGCACGGCGACAAAGAUACCAUGCUCGGAGCCCAGCUUGAUUGCCAUCGAAUUCUACAACGAACACCCCGAUCCGAACGGGAGCAUGGAUCAGGACUGCACGUUGGGUCAGUACAUCGAAGACAUCUGCGAGGGUGCUGAGCUCAUCUGCCAUUCGAACGGCUGCGAACGGAAAAUGUAUGAACAUCACCGCACCUACGUCCAUGACAACGCCCGCCUCACCAUCAUCUUGGAGACGUCACCCGCCUGGCCCGAAAACUUCCCGGAGAAACCUCAAGACAGAGAUGGCGGCAACGGCGGGACUGGCAUAUGCAUGUGGAAUUACUGCAGGCAUUGCAAAAAGCAUUUCGGGCUUAUGCCCAUGUCUGUGAGCACGUGGAAGUACUCGUUCGGCAAAUACCUCGAGCUGUCGUUCUGGAGUCAGGGUCUCCAGUUGAAUCCUCAGGCCGAGUGUCCGCAUGACCACCAGAAGGACCACAUUCGCUUCUUUUACUAUCUGUAUCGCGACAUCGCCGUCAGAGUGCACUAUGACCCUAUCGAUCUCUAUGAGAUCGUCGUGCCACGGACAAAAGUCACCUGGAAGGUAGAUUACGACCUGAAACUCAAAAACGAUGUCUUCACCAAAGCAGAGGAGCGUUGGAACCGCUUCAUGAAUUCGGUCAGGUCCAGGCUCAAAAGCAUCCGCAUCGACAGCGUGCUUCCCGAGAAGGCCGAAGCCUGUAGGGCCGAGGUUGAGAGACUGAGCAAAAAGGCGCAGGAUGACCAGCCGGAGCUGAUUCGAGCGCUCCAGGAGGCCUACAUGAACUCCAAAUACUACGAAGUCAUCCCCCUCAACGCCGUGAUCCGCGAAAUGUUGGAGAAGGUGACGGACUGGGACGCUGCCUUUGCCGCGUUUGAAGCCGAGUUUCUCUCCGACAAGGAUGUUCGCCAGUUGACUAUCCUCCAACUGAAAAAGAUAUUUACCGACCACGAAUCCAAGGAGUCCCUGCCGAGCACGGAGACGUCUACCCUAGUUGGAUCCGAGGCUGACGAAAAGACCACGCCCGCGACGACCCCGCCUGGCGUUUCCGAAGUCGAAGAGAACCCGUCCCCCACUUUAACGAGGGAUCUCAGCCAAGCACAAGAAGCUCCUCCGUCCCCAUCUACACAACCCGAGCCCAGUUCCAAAGAGGCGGCGGUCGUCCAGGCGGACGAGCUCCUAGAGAGAGUCGAUCCUUUGGAUCUUGCAACGCCGCGCUCGUCCACUGGCGCGAGAAUUGGCCCCCCUCCCGCGGUCGCAGCACGGGAGGCAGUCAAACUACUCAGCGACCAGUCCUCGGUUAACUCGGCUCCCACUUCUGGUUCCACAUCUUCCCUCACAGCGAAAGGUGGUGUAAUGCCGCCGCCCCCGGCGCCAAGCCAGUUGUCGUUGACAGAAAAAGUAGAGCAACUGCGCCGGGAGCAGCGGACACUGGUGAACGACGUUAACGGCUCGGUUCCGGGUGCUGCGAACGCCAGCAGCAUUCCCCAGCCCGCGGUGGAACGCGCGCCAGCCAGGCGCGUCGGGGCGACUGCGUCACCCCCGAUGGUUCGUGCAAUAUCUCAGCCAGGAGGGACAUUGCCGAGGACACAGUCGGCGAUUGGUAAGCUCCUGAAGGAGCAGAAGGCGCAGGAUGCGGGAGCCGAGACCCCGAAGUCAUCAGCAGAUAGCGUGCUGAAGGGCGACAAGAAGUUCGCCGACCGCAUUGGUCUGGGAGCCUUGAAGAGCCACCGUAAGGCGGGGCCUUCUGGGAUUCCGCGAUACGUCCACAAGAGGGAAUCCAAGGUCUCGACGCUCGCGCGUCACUUUGAGCAGUUGAGCCGGGAGUUCGAAAAGGAGAGGAUGAAGGACCGCAAACAGCGCGCUGCCAAGAUGCACCAUACUCGCGCCUUCUUGCCGCGUUCUUCCACCAAGACGAUAGUAGAAGUCUACAAAGACGUUGACCAAGCUGUUCAGGAGCCGGGGCCGUCGGACGAUGACCAAAUUCCAGAUAGGGAACGGGGAGAGAAGCAGAGCGGGGAGACCUCAACUGCAACCGAGUCCACUCCCGCCGAGUCGCAGCAAAGCAAGGCGUCGGCGUCGGAAGCGGAGCCCAGCUCGCCGCAGGAAGCGCCGUUGCAGACACCGCAACCAAACCAAGGAGCAACGCAGACAGAGACGGAGAGCAACCGGCAAGAGAGCCGGGCCGGAACCGAUGACGAAGGCGCAGAGAGCGACGGGGAUAGCGCUGCCAUCACGCUUGACGACAUCUUGCCGGAUGUAAAAGAAAUCCCGGAGGAGCUGCCGAAGCACGAAAAGAAGAGCCUCAUGACCAUGCUCACCAACUUCUGGGCCGAGCGCUCGGCCAGCGGCUGGCCGCAGCUGGAGUAUCCGAUCAACGCGACGGACCACAUCUUCUUCGACUCGGACGUGAUCAUCAAAGAGGACGAGCCAAGUUCGCUUGUAGCUUUUGCGCUCAGCUCCGAGGAUUACACGUCGAAGCUUGCCGAGAUCCGGCAGAGGUGGGAGGUUUCGAAACAGCCCGACGCCGACGAUAGCAGCGACGGCCUGGAAAUGAAAGGGUUGCAGGGCUCGAAUGGGGAUGCGCCCGAGGCCGGAAGCGCCACCGAACACGAUGUGGAGCUCGAGAAGAGCCUGCUCCGGCCGACGGGGAUGCACGUCAAGUACCAGUUCACCGAAGGGUCGGCGAAGAUGAUGUGCCAAAUCUUCUACGCCGAGCAGUUCGACGCCCUCCGGCGCAAGUGCGGCAUAGCCGACCGGUUCGUCGAGUCCCUCUCGCGGUGCUUGAAAUGGGACUCCAAGGGAGGCAAGACGAAGUCCGUCUUUCUCAAGACGCUGGACGACCGAUUCAUCCUGAAGUCCCUCUCGCCGAGCGAGACGUCUUCGUUCCUCCGGUUCGCGCCCGACUACUUCAGCAUCAUGGCCGAAGCGCUCUUCCACGACCUGCCGUCGGUGAUCGCCAAGAUGUUUGGCUUCUUCCGCGUCUUCAUCAAGAAUCCUCUCACCAACACGGACAUCAAGCUCGACCUGCUGGUCAUGGAGAAUCUGUUCUACGACCGGUACCCCAGCCGCACGUUCGACCUCAAGGGGUCGAUGCGCAACCGCAAAAUCCAGUCGACGGGCGAGCAGAACGAGGUGCUGCUCGACGAGAACAUGGUCGAGUACAUCUACGAGUCGCCGCUAUUCGCGCGCGAGCACUCGAAGCGGCUGCUGCGGGCGUCCGUGUUCAACGAUACGCUGUUCCUGGCGAAGCAGGACGUGAUGGACUACUCGCUCAUGGUGGCGGUGGACGAGAUCAGGAAGGAGAUUGCCGUGGGCAUCAUCGACUGCAUCCGGACCUACACGUGGGACAAGCAGCUCGAGAGCUGGAUCAAGAACCGCGGGUUUGCCGGCGGGGGGCGGAAUCGGCCGACGGUGACGAGUCCGCGGGAGUAUAAGAGCCGCUUCAGGGAGGCUAUGGCGAGGUAAGGACUCUCUCUUUCUCUCUCUGGAUAGCACUGCUUCUGGUUGGUGAUGCAGGGAGUGCUAAUGCGUGUG
This is a messenger RNA of Thermothielavioides terrestris NRRL 8126, 7595 nucleotides long. RefSeq lists its product as uncharacterized. Bases 147 to 7526 code for a protein of 2459 amino acids. The transcript has a single exon. The record is from RefSeq and is a predicted model, not a curated record. Gene Ontology annotation, molecular function: metal ion binding; ATP binding; 1-phosphatidylinositol-3-phosphate 5-kinase activity. Gene Ontology annotation, biological process: phosphatidylinositol phosphate biosynthetic process. Gene Ontology annotation, cellular component: fungal-type vacuole membrane; endosome membrane. Lineage: Eukaryota; Fungi; Ascomycota; Sordariomycetes; Sordariales; Chaetomiaceae.